UCCUUGUCCUGAGCAUCCAUCUCAGCCACAACAACACCUCAACAGUGUUGCUUUGUUUUCUGAGAUAUAUAUUUUUCCUUUCCCUUUCGCCUGAUCUAUCCCUUUUGAUGAUUUGCUUUCUUGGCGCAUCCGUUCACACCGACUAAUCUGGCAGACUGCAUGGCAGCGCGAGGCCUCUCGCCGACAUCAUCAUUCAAAUCUGGCAACGGUCCUGUGCCAGAUGUCCCUCUUCACGACAUUCACGCCUCGCUCGCUGUACCAGGCCCUGGGAUCCGGCUUUUGACUUUUGAUGACGGCGGCAUACGAGGACUGUCUGAGCUGCUGCUACUUCGCAAGAUCUUGCUCCGAGUCCAACAAGGUUCAGGGCUUCCCAGUCUACCCGCGCCAUACGAAUACUUCGAUAUCAUUGCCGGAAGUGGAACAGGCGGCUUCAUUGCACUCCUUCUCGGACGGCUACGCGUCACCAUCGAGGAAGCGAUUGAAUGCUACGCGCGCCUCGUUACCCAGGUAUUCACGCAGAUCAAAUCAGACGGAAGCUUCAAAGCCACCUCCCUCGAGAAAGUGAUGCGAGAACUUUGCCACCGCUUUGGCGAAUCAGAGGAGAUGUCGAUCCUGGAUGACAUCCCUGCCCCGUGCAAAGCGUUCGUCUGUACCAGGGAACAGGACGCUACGGGACACGUUACCCACCGCAGGCUGCGAACAUAUCUGCAUCCUGGCGAGACCGCCUUUCAGUGCACUGUCGUCGAAGCUGUACGCGCCACCAUGGGCCAGGCCUUGUUCUUCAAACCUUUGUCGAUCGGCAAGGGCGAUGCUUCGAUCACUUACUUGGAUGCCGGAUACGAUCAUUAUAAUCCCGUCUUCGACAUACUCGAGGAAACACGAUUGCUCUAUCCUUCGCGUCAUAUGGCCUACUGCUUGAGUCUCGGAGCAGGAAAGGCCAAUACGGUCGGCGAGAACGGCCCUCGCAGGUUCAUAAACCAGCCAAGGCUGCCGCCGGCGACACUCGUUGCCCUUCGCCAUCUCGCAGAACGCUGCGACACUAUCGCGUCCGCUUUUGAGGCCCAGCACGGCGCCGAGUUCGACGAUAAAUAUUUCCGACUGACGCCCGCGCAUCCUUCUUAUGACGGCCGGAUACGGUGGGAGCAGGUCGACCCCUUGGAGGCCUUCGUGGCUCCGUACGUCGAAAGCGUUUACAAUCAGAUCGAAACGGUGGCUAUUGCGAUGAUGGAGGAAAGGGAUCUAAUAACGGCUAGCAGUCGCAAGAAAUUCAACAGGCAAUUUCGAGACUGGCGUUGACACGGCCUUGUCGUAGCGUAUGUAUGCAUGCACCAGGUGACCAGAUAUGUAUUCGAGCACGUAUGCAUCACCCGUCAAAAAAGGUCUGAACUUCAUUUACGUGUAUCUCUGCAAGAUUUCAUCAAGAUCUCGCCAUGUGUUGGGGG
Molecule: messenger RNA, 1442 nt
Organism: Schizophyllum commune H4-8
Lineage: Eukaryota; Fungi; Basidiomycota; Agaricomycetes; Agaricales; Schizophyllaceae
Product: FabD/lysophospholipase-like protein
Exons: 6
Coding region: 160-1296 (378 amino acids)
Biological process (GO): arachidonate metabolic process
Cellular component (GO): membrane
Source: RefSeq, a predicted model, not a curated record